Lineus longissimus is the source of this 2784-nucleotide messenger RNA. Its product is annotated as calmodulin-A-like. Gene Ontology annotation, molecular function: protein binding; enzyme regulator activity; calcium ion binding. The record is from RefSeq and is a predicted model, not a curated record. The coding region runs from base 185 to 2689 and encodes 834 amino acids. The transcript has 2 exons. Lineage: Eukaryota; Metazoa; Nemertea; Pilidiophora; Heteronemertea; Lineidae. Gene Ontology annotation, cellular component: extracellular matrix.
GGAAGCACUCAUGACUGGCAUCAUGUUCCGUUUUGUCGGCGAUAUUUAGCUGUGGAAUAUGUAAGCCCUUUCUCUCGGCCUCUGGUGUUCAUUACUGUGAGCAGGAAAUAAAAUGUGUAAAAGCGUCUCUUGCUCAUGAGCCUCGGCUAGGCUACUCCCAGCCUGUCAGGAAUCCUCUUAAAAAAUGUGGCAAAAUGUGGCAGUAGCCAUGACACUUUUCGUGGUUACAGCGGGGGAUGUGGUACCCAGUGGCUGCCAGAAGCAGCACGAUAUCGAAACGGACACUUCAAAAUUAAAAUGCCUAGAACCGAACAUUGACGAUAUACUUAACUACCUGGUAAAUACGACAGACGACAAUUUCAUAGCUAUCGAUAUUUUCGGCUGCAAAUCGGGAGAGACUAACAAAGGAAGUAUAAAGCUCAACUCUACCAUAUUCGAAGGCCAUCCAGGUUUGGUGAACUUGUCGUUCGAACUAUGCGAAAUCAAGCACAUUAACGCAGGGACAUUUAAGUCAUUGAAGAAGCUGCGUAACUUGGACCUCAGCGGGAAUGAUCUAGGUUGGGGAGAACUUCUUCAGCAGGCAUUCUCUGGGCUUGAACAGUUAGAAACCUUGAACUUGGACUAUAACGAUCUGCAGACUAAGGAGUUACAAGAGAAUACAUUUACCGGUUUGCUGGCUCUGAGGAAUCUGUCGCUGAAUGGCAACCACCUGCACUCAUUCGUUCCCGGCCUGAACCAGCCAAGGCUCGGACUAGUCCUCUCUAAUAACUGGCUUUCGACUGCAACACUCAGUGGUGGUUCUACAACCACCGUAUGUCUGGUCGAUUAUACCAAGUCUGGCAUAACAUCCCUGACGAAUGAUAAUCUAAAAAAUAUCAAGUGUAAUGAUCCUGAUGGGGUAUCCCUGAUAUUCAGGUGGAACGCUUUCACAUCGUUUGACGCCAACAUGUUUGAAGGUUUAGGAAGCUUCAAGGAACUUGAUUUCUCCGGAGUGACGAUGCAACCAGCCUUGAUCAAAAGUCUCGUUACGGCCAUCAAAGGUCGAAAGGUCGCAACCCUUAGGUUAGCAAGGACCCUUUGGACCCGAGAGAAUCUCGAUGUCCUCAACGCAAGUGCUAUUGAUUAUCUAGACUUGAGCAAUAACAUCAUUACCUUUUCUGGAGCUGCUGAAACAAGAUCAUUGUCAAAACUUAAGAGCGUACGAUUCUUAGACCUUUCAUAUAAUGGCGUGGUAAGCUCAAUCGUAUUUGAAAUCCCAAUGCCAAACCUGCGUUACUUGGAUCUAAGUGGCACUACCAUCCCACUUUCACCAGAUUCUCUCAGCUUCGAGAAGAAUUUGGCCCUUCAGAACCUCGAAACACUGAAACUCUUCAGAUCAUUCAUUGGUGAAUGUUCUGUACCCAAGAAAGAUUUCUCAAGCCUUUCCUGGUUCCACGGAUUAAACAACAUCAGAGAACUCUCCCUGGACAACAACUUGCGGCUGUUCCGUUGCUUCAAUGAACAGUACUUCUUGGGUUUCUUCAAAGGGCUAACAAACCUACAGAACCUGUCUCUUUCGUGGACCGAUUUUGGUGAAAUGGAUCCUUCGAUGCCUGGCUUUGCAAAUAUUUUCGCUGAUCAAGCCAACACCAUUCGUCACCUUAAUUUCCUCGGGGGGUUUAUAACACAUCGUCAUAUUUCAGCAGGUUUGAUUAAAAACCUCCGCAAUCUCACUCACCUGAACUUCCAGUCAAAUGAGAUUGGAUACUUAUUCUCAGCAUGGUUUGAAAACCUGAAUAACCUGAAGUUCCUAAACCUGCACGACAAUAAGAUUACUACAGUGGUCGGUACCAAUGGAAGGUUCUUUCCACAAAGCCUCUCACAACUUUUGAUAGGCCAGAAUGCUUUCGCGUGUGAUUGUCAGCUGAGGUUGUUCGCAGAGUGGCUCCAUGGAUUGAACGACGACUCACAGAUGAAGGUGAGUGAUAUGGACAAAGCAGUCUGUUUAACGCCCAUUGAGUAUUACGGCAAAAACUUGAGAAUUGAGGACUUUCCCAGUAGUGGAUUUGUCUGUAGUCACGGCAUUGAGUUAACGUCUGCUGCCGCCGCAUUAGUGCUAAUUACUGUAAUUGUUACACUCUGUUGUUGUUUUCACGAUGAUCUUAAGUACAUCAUGGCUAUAAGGAGGCUGCAUCGUGCUGGAGGAUCCGAUGACCGUAGGCCUCUCUUGCCCCGCGGAAGUGUCAAACUGAUCUACGAUGUCCGAGAUGACACUGACCGGCAAUGGAUCAAUACGAACAUUGGGAACAUCGCCGACUGCAGAGACUUCAACAUUACAGUAAAUCACCCAGAUGAUAUCCAUGUACCCGGUGAAGAAAGGAGAAACCCACUGUCCCAGCAAAUUCGUGAUUUUCGUAACCAGUGCUACUGUACGCUCCUCCUCGUCUCAAACCACUUCAAACAGGAUCUCUGGCAUGAGGUGUUCGCCAAUCUUACCAGGCAGGAGAUACAUAACAUUCGAUUCAUCCUCGUCCUCAUUAAUGAUAUCCGCCUGCGAGAUUUGCCACGAGAACUAAAAGCGCUUGCGAAGCAGCGGCCAUGUUUUAAAUGGCCGACUGUGACUGAUGGUGGAUGCUGUGGGGGAUCCUUGCGCAGACGACGCCAGCUCUUCUGGAGGCAGUUGAUACUUGCGCUACUUCCAAGACGCUAGUUGACGGCGUUAUAUAGGUGGGAAAUUCUAAACAACCAUGUUUGCUCUUUGUGGAAAAGUUGCUCGUGACCGGCGUGAAUUUCCGCACGUCUAAC